Molecule: messenger RNA, 1230 nt
Organism: Nestor notabilis (Kea)
Lineage: Eukaryota; Metazoa; Chordata; Aves; Psittaciformes; Psittacidae
Gene: GPR19
Product: G protein-coupled receptor 19
Exons: 1
Coding region: 1-1230 (409 amino acids)
Biological process (GO): G protein-coupled receptor signaling pathway
Cellular component (GO): plasma membrane
Molecular function (GO): G protein-coupled receptor activity
Source: RefSeq, a predicted model, not a curated record
AUGGAUAACAACAGCAGUCCUGUUGUUCUCCCUACCUUCCUGCUCCUGCUGCAGAGCGAGAGCUACCCUGAGACCCCCAUCCCUCCUGCUGGCUAUGAGAUGACAGCAUCACCCACAGGACCCAGCUCAAGCAGGAACCACACUGUCUUGCUGUAUGACCUGCAGCGGGGGGAAAUUACAGCAGCCAGCAUGGUUUUGGGAGCGUUGUGGCUGGUGUCCCUCAUUGGAAACUCCCUCGUUUGCUUAGUGAUCCAUCGGAGCAGGAGGACACAAUCCACCACCAACUAUUUCGUUGUCUCCAUGGCUUGUGCAGACCUGCUCACCAGCGUCGCAAGUGUGCCCUUUGUGCUGCUUCAGUUCACCUAUGGCAGGUGGACACUGGGGAAUGUGAUGUGCAAGCUGGUAAGGUACAUCCAGUACCUCACCCCUGGAGUGCAGAUAUAUGUGCUCCUCUCUAUAUGUGUGGAUCGAUUCUACACCAUUGUCUACCCCCUGAGUUUCAAAGUGUCCAGGGAGAAAGCCAAGAAAAUGAUUCUGGCCUCUUGGCUCUUUGAGGCUGCAUUUGCAUCACCGGCUUUCUUUUUCUACAGCUCCAACAGUGACAACCACUGCAACUUUUUUCUCCCCAGUUCUUGGGAAGGAGUUACCUAUGGUGUCAUUCGCCUCUUGGUGGUGUUUCUGACCCCAUCUACCCUCAUCGUCUUCUUCUACCAGAGGGUCAUCAAGUACAUUUGGAGAAUAGGCACUGAUGGCAGGACUGUCAGGAGGACAACAAAUACUGUCCCAAGAACAAAAGUGAAAACCAUCAAAAUGUUCUUAAUGUUAAACUCGGUCUUUCUCCUCUCCUGGCUCCCUUUCUACAUGGUACAGCUGUGGCACCCACAGGAAAUCAACUACAGAAAGAGCUCCCUGGUUUUUCUGUCCAUCACCUGGAUCUCCUUCAGUUCUUCAGCCGCUAAGCCAACCAUCUACUCCGUGUAUAAUGCAAACUUCAGAAGAGGGAUGAAAGAAACAUUUUGCAUGUCUGCCAUGAAAUGUUACAGGAGCAACGCAUACACCAUCACCACCAGCUCCAGAAUAGCCAAAAAGAAUCACGUUGGGAUUGCAGACGUCCCAGCUCCGGCUAAAACUGUCACCAAAGAUGCCAUCUAUGAUGCUUUUAACAGAGAAGAAAAGGAAAAAAAGCUUGCCUGGCCUAUUCAGUCCAAUCCCCCCAAUACAUUUGUCUAG